UCCCGCCGAUCACACAUCUCACCUCAUCAACUCUAGUCACCUCUCAUCUCUCUUCACCUAUCUCUCAACUCCUUGUCUCUCCCUCCCCUCUUCUUCUAUCGUUCACAUUAGUCUCGCUACAAUGCGUGUCGUCUCCGCUCUCCUCGUCUCCGCCGCCGUUGUCGCCGCCUCGCCCGCCUACCUCGUUGCCGGCGCCGUUGAGCGUGCUAUUGCCGCCCGCCAGGCUACCCAGUCCCAGUCGACUGCCAACGGCGCUUUCGACCUCGCCCUCAUCCCCUCUAUCUGCGACACUCCCUGCGCGACCUACAAGGAGAUCUUUGGCACUUGCCCCGGCGACCCGUCCAACGCUGUGUGCGCCAAGGCCUGCAACCAAUCUGUCCACAACGAGUUCAUUGUCUGCACUUCGUGCCUCGUGAACAACGGUCCCGCCCAGGGCAUGGCUCAGCACGACAUCGACAUCCUCAACAUCGCGCAGCAGCAGCUUGUUCAGCAGUGCAUUGACAUGGGCACCCCCCAGUCGUUCGCCGGCACCGUCCAGCUCCCCUCGACCGUCGCCUACCCCUCGGGUGUCGUCAACGCGACUUACUCAGUGUCGCAGGCGUCCUCGACCCAGGCUGUCCAGUCCACUGCCGCGCCCUCCGCCUCGACCCCCGCUGCCCCCGCUGCCGCUUCGUCCCAGGGCAGCGGUGCCGGCGUUCUCCGCCCUGCUGCGGCCGUUGGUGCUGUUGUUGCUGCGGCCGCCCUUGUCGCAUUCUAAACGCUCCCUUCAUCGCACCUUGAUGUACCUAUGGACAAUGG
Cutaneotrichosporon oleaginosum is the source of this 798-nucleotide messenger RNA. RefSeq lists its product as uncharacterized. Lineage: Eukaryota; Fungi; Basidiomycota; Tremellomycetes; Trichosporonales; Trichosporonaceae. The record is from RefSeq and is a predicted model, not a curated record.